Messenger RNA from Australozyma saopauloensis, 1242 nucleotides. RefSeq lists its product as uncharacterized. Gene Ontology annotation, biological process: negative regulation of silent mating-type cassette heterochromatin formation; negative regulation of rDNA heterochromatin formation. Gene Ontology annotation, cellular component: Rpd3L complex; cytosol. Lineage: Eukaryota; Fungi; Ascomycota; Pichiomycetes; Serinales; Metschnikowiaceae. The coding region runs from base 1 to 1242 and encodes 413 amino acids. The transcript has a single exon. The record is from RefSeq and is a predicted model, not a curated record.
AUGCUCGACGGCCGCUCACUUGACGUCAUUGCCAAGUUCAAGCUGGCCCUUCUCACGCGGGCCGAAAAACCCGCUGCCCGGACCGAGCUUCCCGAGUCAAAUCGUGGCCAAAAACUCCACAACACAAACUCGGGCUCCACUGCGCUCACGUCCAAAAUCGUCGACUACGGCGGCAAUACCCACCUCGUUCUCACCAAUGACGUCAUCGAGAGAACCAAUUUCAGGAACAAACGCCGCUGGCUGGACUACUACAAUGCUAAAAACGGAAACGAUGUGUCUCUGGAAGACGAUAUGGACAGUUCGGAUGAGCGGAACGUUUCUGACGAGCAAGACGAUGCUGAUGCGGACGAGAAUCCGUUGAAAAAAUUACGAUUGUCGGAGAUUUUGGCUCCGUUGGCCCAUCCCAGUGAAGUGGCUACCCAUCCUGCCAUUUCGAAAACCUACAAGCUGCCGUGUUUGGCAACCUUGGCGCUGGAUCUCAUUCAUUCCAUUGAGAUCGAGCAGAAGACGCUCAAUCAAUUCAACAAGUUGUUGCAGGUGUUGGAUGGAGAGGACUGGUUCUACCAAGUAGAGGAUAAUAUGGAUCUUCCGGUGUAUGAUCACGGUUUAGACGAAUCUCUCAACUGCAAUGUAUCUGGAAUCUUCGAUGAGAAGGACGUGAGACUCAAUGGUCAGCAGGCUCCAGGUGUAAACGGUCAGAGUCAAAGCCAGGGCCAAAGUUCACACCAAAGUCAAGCGGCACUCCAAAACCAGAACCAAAAUCAAAACCAUGCAACUGGCCAGGGGUUGGGCGAAGAUCUCAACCAGAACCCUAACUCUGAUGCUCAAGUUCCCACCGAUGCAGCUGUCACUACUACUGUCCAGAACGGACAAGCAUCCGCACAAAACGGUACUGUAGCCACACAAGCCAAGACGGAGGACGAUUCUCUGACAUACAAGCGGAUCACACGUGGUGCCAUUGCAGAAGAGAAAAUUAGAAUCACAGACCCGUUCUUCGCGCUCCCCAAAUCCUUGGCCAUUUUCGAGCGCCAGCAACAGAAACAGUUGGAGGAAGAUGACGAGAAGGACGACGAUCCACUAGAAGUCUUGAAGCAAGACUUGCGCAAUUACUUGCAGGUCAGCAUCCAGCGACAACACGAAUGCAUCAAGAACCUCACCACCAUUCGUAAUGGCAUAGUCAAGGCAGACAAGUAUAAACGAGAUCUCUACAAAUGGGGCAAGGAAUUGAGUGAGAAGAAGUAG